Messenger RNA from Trametes versicolor FP-101664 SS1, 339 nucleotides. Its product is annotated as Fve family of fungal immunomodulatory protein. Lineage: Eukaryota; Fungi; Basidiomycota; Agaricomycetes; Polyporales; Polyporaceae. Gene Ontology annotation, molecular function: carbohydrate binding. The coding region runs from base 1 to 339 and encodes 112 amino acids. The transcript has a single exon. Gene Ontology annotation, biological process: regulation of immune system process. The record is from RefSeq and is a predicted model, not a curated record.
AUGUCGAGCCUAAGCUCUAUCCUACUUCACCUCGUCGCAACCCUGCGAAAGGUCCACUUUGACUACACACCUCAGUGGACGCGCGACGCUGCACAGAGAGACAUCACAUCGGUCACCUUUCCCUGCGUACUCGUCGACAAGCGGUACUCCUAUCGCGUAGUGUGCGAAGACAGCGACCUCGGCAUCAGGAGCGGCACGGGUGUCUAUGCGGGGGGCUCGGAGACGGUGAAUUUUCUGGAGUACAAUCAUGGCCGCGGGAUAUCACAGACGCACCGUCUGCGGGUCUACGUCGUCGACCCCGAUAGCGGGAACCAGUACCUCGAUGCUCAGCGGAACUGA